Messenger RNA from Uncinocarpus reesii 1704, 1578 nucleotides. RefSeq lists its product as uncharacterized. Gene Ontology annotation, biological process: tripeptide transport; allantoate transport; dipeptide transport. NCBI's taxonomy places the organism in Eukaryota, Fungi, Ascomycota, Eurotiomycetes, Onygenales, Onygenaceae. Gene Ontology annotation, cellular component: plasma membrane. The coding region runs from base 1 to 1578 and encodes 525 amino acids. The transcript has 8 exons. The record is from RefSeq and is a predicted model, not a curated record. Gene Ontology annotation, molecular function: dipeptide transmembrane transporter activity; allantoate transmembrane transporter activity.
AUGACGACCGACAGCGACAAACAAGCUGCAGCUAUAUCCGCCGAAGCUGCCGUGGGAGCCGAUGUUGAGCCCCAAGAUCUGGAGAAGAAUGACCCAGAAUAUCCGCCGGAGAAGAUUCUGAAGCCGUCGCGCGAUGCAGACGAAGCAUUGCAAGCUUUUGCGGACACCGAUGGCGAACAACUUGAGUUGACUGAAGAAGCUAGCAAGAAACUGCUGAGGACCAUCGAUUGGCAUCUUCUGCCGUUGAUGUGUGUCAUUUAUGGCAUGAACUACCUCGACAAGACCACUCUAUCAUAUGCGAGCAUCAUGGGUCUCAAAGAAGACAUCCACCUCAAGGGAGACAACUACCAAUGGCUUGGAAGCAUGUUCUACUUCGGGUAUUUGGCCUGGGAAUGGCCCACGACUCGCCUUCUACAGCGCCUGCCGUUAGCAAAAUACUCCGCCUUUUGUAUGAUCAUUUGGGGUCUGGUGCUCACAUGUUUUGCUGCUGUGAAGAAUUUCUCCGGUGCCGUUGCACUCCGAUUUUUCCUGGGAGUAUUUGAGGCUGCUGUAACGCCGGGUUUCGCUCUCAUCACAUCACAGUGGUAUACCAAGUCUGAACAGGCAAUCAGGACAAACCUCUGGUUCUCCUUCAACGGCUGGGCACAAAUUUUCGGUGCGGUGCUCGCAUACGGUAUCGCGGUGGGAUCACGACGUUAUGGAACCGCCAUUGAGCCCUGGAAAACGCUCUUCAUUACCACCGGACUCUUGACCAUGACCCUAGGGGUGCUAUUUUGGUGGAUUGUUCCGGACAGCCAGCUCAAUGCGAGAUGGCUGAGCAAGGACGAGCGUAAACUGGCAGUUGAAAGAGUUCGAAAAAACCAGCAAGGGAUUGGAAACAAACAGUUCAAAAUGUAUCAGCUUAAAGAAGCUUUGACAGAUCCGGUUACUUGGGCAGUCGUAUUUUACGGCAUUGUCUCAUCAAUCCCGAAUGGGGGAAUCUCGAACUUCUUCAGCCAACUGAUUGUUAGUUUUGGCUAUACACCAGAGGAAAGCUUGCUGUACGGUGCACCUGCAGGAGCCGUCCAAGUGAUAUCGCUCAUGCUCAACGCCGCUGGAAUGCAUUAUUUCAAGCAACGGCUUAUCGUUUCAACGGGAGGGCUAUGGGUGGGUAUCCUUGGCGCAAUAUUGAUGAUCGCCUUACCUGAAUCACAAAAUACCGGAAGGCUUGUGGGAUAUUCAUUGACCCUUGCGGUCACGACUGCAUUUAUCAGCAUGUUGGGAAUCAUAUCGUCCAACGUAGCUGGUUAUACCAAAAAGACGACGGUCGCGGCGUUGUACUUGAUGGGGUACUGUGCCGGAAAUAUCAUCGGUCCGCAAACAUUCCGACCAGAACAUGCACCAGACUAUGUCCCGGCAAAAAUAACAAUCAUGGUUUGUUGGGCUCUUUGCAUCCUUGAUUGUUAUUUCAUCCUCUGGUGGUACCGGAGGAAGAACGCAGAGAAAGCUCGAGUGGUUGGAUCUCACGGACAGAGAGAAUCCCGAAUUGAUAUACGUGCUAUGAGUCUGGAGAGGAAGGGGUCUGCAAAGCUGGCGUAG